Messenger RNA from Rodentolepis nana, 294 nucleotides. NCBI's taxonomy places the organism in Eukaryota, Metazoa, Platyhelminthes, Cestoda, Cyclophyllidea, Hymenolepididae. The record is from the annotation of a GenBank genome assembly.
AUGGGAAUAAUUUACAAUUUAAACAAGGAAAAGCAACUAAUUAUAACGAACAAGCAAGUACUUAGCAUCACAGUCAUUGUUAUCAGUACGCUUUGGCUCAAAUGUCUACUCUGUCUAAUUGUAUGCAAAGUCUAUAUUAACCCAGGGGCGACUGGAACUGGAAACCACAUGAUCCUUGAGUUUACUACUGAACGAGCGUUUGAGGAUAGUAUCAGCCUUGCUGAUGUCAGUGAAGGCCAACCACUGCGGCUUCUGAUUCGAUGCCCGAUUGGCGUUGAGUUGUCGCCGCGAUAG